Messenger RNA from Cantharellus anzutake, 1059 nucleotides. RefSeq lists its product as uncharacterized. The transcript has 6 exons. The coding region runs from base 1 to 1059 and encodes 352 amino acids. The record is from RefSeq and is a predicted model, not a curated record. NCBI's taxonomy places the organism in Eukaryota, Fungi, Basidiomycota, Agaricomycetes, Cantharellales, Hydnaceae.
AUGCACAGCCGUGACACUACCCCUGGUGAUGCCUCUACUGUCAAAAGCAUUGAGAUUUCGAUCACAAAAUAUGCAGCCCUUUAUGCCAUUUUCCAUUCUCCUUUUUUAUCGAAAGCUUCCCUUCUGGUGGAACUCAGCAGUGAUUUCCACUCAUGGGCACCAACAGAAAUGUUUUCAUCUGUUGAAAAUUUCAAUCAAUUCUGUGUCCACAAAAUUCUCACAAUGAAAUAUCCUAUCUUAACAAAUGAGCUCUGCACUCAUUCUGGAGCUAUGCCUUGGUCAGCAAAGGUCCUUGCAGCUGGGAUAAUUGUCAUUAUUUUUGGUCCUUCUGCACUCAAUGGCCCUGUUUCUUCCAUCCCCUUUCCAGGAUCCCCUGAGCUUGAGAAUUGGGAGCCUGCAAAAUUAUAUGCAUCACAAAGGGCACUAGGGAGCAUGUAUGAGGUAACUGAAAUAACCCCUGGCACUUUGGCCAUUGUUUCAAUGCUGGUUUAUUUCAUUUUGUCUGGUGACACUGAGAUGGUUUCUGGUUCUGGCAAGCCCAGUGCCACCAACUAUGUUGACAUCCUUCUCAACUUCUACCAUUUUAUCCUUACCCUACUUCACCAAGAGAAAACGACCACAGUCCAACCAAUGCAUAAGACCAUGGAUUGGUACAAGCAUUUGUUGUUUGGUCCUCCUGCAGGAGCAGGAGAUGCACAUGCAUCAGGACGAGCUGGAAGUCUUUCUUUGGGCUUGAGUGCUCUUCUUGAAGAAAUGGAGCUUAGUGGCAGUAAUGAAGCAGAUCCAGUGUCACUCAAUGUUAAUGUUUCCUCUGAAAUGCCUUGUCCAGAACCAGAUGUACAGACUGAAGUGGUGGCUACCCCAGUCAGCCUGGAUGAGGGGAGGGAGACAAGGUAUGGGUGCAGAGGCCGGGCCCACACAGGUGACACUUCUGGGAAUGACAGUUCUCAAGAAGUUAGUCGUGGAAGGAGAGGCCAGAGAGGUGGAGCCUGGGGUAGCAGCAGUCGCAGAGGUCAUGGAAGUCAUGGAGGCAACAGCACUACACAUGGUGAUGAAUAG